Messenger RNA from Suillus discolor, 439 nucleotides. RefSeq lists its product as uncharacterized. Bases 42 to 278 code for a protein of 78 amino acids. The record is from RefSeq and is a predicted model, not a curated record. The transcript has 4 exons. NCBI's taxonomy places the organism in Eukaryota, Fungi, Basidiomycota, Agaricomycetes, Boletales, Suillaceae.
CUUGCAUCUCCAUUAUCAGUACUACUUCUUACACGUUCAAGAUGUCUAGCAACGGAAAAGAUUACACGUACACUGGUCAUGGUACCAACGACCAGGCAAUCACUACUGCUCACGCGACUACGGUAGCAGCGGUACUGGAUACCACUAUUCUAACAACGACGGGAGUUAUUACUACAACAACCCGAAUGGGUCCCACUUACUACAACAGUGGCACAGGGUACUCGCAGUACACUACUCCCAGCGGACAGACUCAUAAAUCCAACGGUUCCUCGAAGUGAUUCUAGGUGUCGCAAAUUUCCGAAAUCGAUUGUAAUCAGGAACCGUUGGUAUCACGUUACAAUUGGAUUACAAUGAUGCUAUCAACCUUCAUGUAAUCAUUAUAGCGGAGUUUCAAUCGAUUACAAUGCGGUUACAACGUUAUGGAUAUCCUACAGCUCGC